Messenger RNA from Erigeron canadensis, 1235 nucleotides. RefSeq names its product CASP-like protein 4A1. Bases 159 to 1088 code for a protein of 309 amino acids. NCBI's taxonomy places the organism in Eukaryota, Viridiplantae, Streptophyta, Magnoliopsida, Asterales, Asteraceae. The record is from RefSeq and is a predicted model, not a curated record. The transcript is spliced from 3 exons.
UUGUUCUUUCUCAUCAUCUUCAAGUCACAUGGACUCAUGACACACUCAAUCCUAGAUUCUCUCUCUUUCUCUCACUUGUACUACAAAUCUUACAUAUCAUCAUAAGACCUCUUUUCUUUUUUUAUUAAAAUUUAAUUUUUAUUACAAUUUAUUUGAUCAUGGAAAAAGAACUUCAACUAAAACAUCAAGUUGAUAUUGUUGAUUCACCGGCAACAACUUCUUCCGGUCACCUUCACCGGAAACCACCAUCUUCAUCUCCACAAAAAUCACCGGAAGAUUCUCCGGUAUCAUCCCUGUCAUCUCUCUCAUCUUUUAGCCAUGGCUUCACACCUGAUAAUGAUGAACUUAAACCCGACCCGGAACCAGAACCCGAACCCGAACCAGAACCCGAACUACACGGAUCUCCGCCGUUAAACCCAUUACCUGAUUUGACCGGAGCUAGGUUUCCGUCGCCGUUACCAUCUCCGGCACCGGCACCGGUGCCCAUGGUAAACCGGUAUGUUAGAGAUGAAACUGUGCCCAUGAAGAAAAUGGACUAUGGCCCACUAGAGGGUUCUGUUGUACGGACGCCGGAGGAAGUUAGGGCCGGCCGGCGGCGGUUGAGGUCACCGGAGAAAGAAGGGUUGAUGAAAAAGAUGGCGUUGGGUUUUCGGGUGUUUGAGUUUAUAUUUUGUUUGGUUUCGUUGUCGGUUUUGGCUACUGAUAAGCGUCAAGGAUGGGCUCUUGAUUCGUAUUAUCGAUAUAAGGAGUUUCGGUAUUCUUUGGCAGUGAAUGCGAUUGGAUUCGGAUACUCUGUGUUACAAGGAUGUGAUUUAGUGUAUCAAUUGGCUACUGGGACUCAGUUUAAUAAGCGGCAUUAUCUUCGGUAUUACUUUGAUUUUGCUAUGGAUCAGGUGCUGACUUAUCUUCUGAUAUCGUCCGGAUCGUCGGCAGCCACCAGAGUGGAUGAUUGGAAAUCAAACUGGGGUGCAGACAAGUUCCCAGAGCUGGCCACUACAUCAGUUGGUCUGGGUUUUGUGGCUUUUGUUGCCUUCGCCUUCAGCUCCCUCAUCUCCGGUUAUUUGCUAUAUGGUUCCACAUCUCCUUGAUCCAUGAUCAAUUAUUACUUCUAAAUUUUGUGACAUGAUGAUUAUAGAAACUGUAAAGUCAUUUUAGGCGAACAGUAUACUCUUGUUUCUUGUAUAUAUAUUUCUACUAUAACAAAUAAGCUUAAUUGCUUAUGAGCGUACCUUUCA